UUUUGUUGCUUUUCUGUACGAUUACCAUGCAACCAUAUAAUGCCAAGUAUAUUAUAAUAAUAAUUAAUGAACUCAUUUGAACACAUUCCAAAACACACAAAAAAAAUUUUUAAGUGAAAAAUCAUUCCUAAAAUGUGGGGUAUUUUUAAUAAAAAGGUUUUAAUAAUAAUGUUCUGAACUUCAGUUUGUGAGUAAAGUCUAGAAGCAGCAGGUUAUGGCCUGUAAUUCUCUGAAAAGAUGUUGAAGAUUUGGGUGAAUCAGACCCCACUCUCCCCUCCCUCUGUUUUCUGAACCAGAUGACUGGUGAUUCUGUAAAACAGAAAAAACCAGAUCUCCCACUGGACAAAGCAAACAUGGCACAUUAAUCAGAUGUGGUUCUGCUUUUACUCUGACUUGGGUUUCUGUAGAAACUGAUUAAUUUCAAAUAGAGAAAACGAUGAAUAGAUUUAAAGUAUUUUAAUUUUACCUCCAUGUUUCUUCUGACUGGAGUGUCGUCAUUUAGAAACUUGAGUCAGAGUGAGAAUAUGUGAAAGUUUAGGAGAAUUGAAAAGAGGUCAUCCAACCUACCAACGAUAAAUUAGAAAAAAACUGUGGAAAUGUAAAAAGAGGAUUAAAUUUAUGUAGCAAAAAGAGUCUUUAGCAUUGUCUCAAAUAUCUUGCAACUGUAAAAACAAUCAUUUGAUAUUGCAUAUCUGUUUGCAUGAACAUUCGCUGGUGAAUAUUAAGAAUUACUGAGCAAUUAUGUUUUUCAGUUUUUCACACCAUACGACCAGUGGUGGUGUACCUGCUAUGACCCAGUUUUCCAUGUGGCUUAACACAAUGCAGACACAUGUCUUUCAGUAUCUCUCUUUUGUCACCAAAACCCGCACAACAAAAAGCAGGUGAGAAAACUAAUGAUUUGAAUUCACAUGUGUGAACAGAUAAAAGGUCCAAGAGAAAGAUGAACCUCUUUUUUUGGCUCUCUUGGUCCUUAUUUGAGACUGGUCAGACAGGAAAGUGACGAUGAGAGAGAGAGAAGACGUUCAGCAAAAGGUCUGCAGAGCGGGAUCGAACCCAAGACCUCCAGAUCUGGGUCACACAUUAGAACUACUGCAGCGCUGCAGAAUGAUGGAUGGAUGGAUGUGAAUCUUUCAUAUAAAAUCCAACAUUAAAAGCGUUUGGUCGGAGUAAAUUUACUGUUACUGUAAAUCUAAAUAUUUAUUCAUUGGUUAUAAAUUAUUGAUAAACAUUUAACCCAAUGGCCUCCAGUGGUCCGGAUGUGCGGCUCUUUAAAGAAGCAACAUGAGAAUUGAUCUGGUUGAAGCAACUUCGCAUGCAUCUCUGCAUGUUUGUGUCUCUGCUAUUAUUUUGUUGUUAAGCCCCUUUAGCAAUAGUUUGUGUGUCUCAAAUACUUUAUUUUGUGCAAAUUACUCAAACAGUUAAAAAAGCCCACAUCAUGUACUUCAUUUGACACUGCAGACCUGAUGCAUCAUCAUUUUCCAGUGAAUAUUAAAAAUUUUUGAGCGAUUAACAAGAAUUUUGGAGUUUACCAUCAUGUGACUGAGGGUGGUGUACGUGUUAGUGCCCCUGUUUUCCAUGUGGUUUAACACAAUGCAAAUAAAUGUUUCAGUGUUUCCCUUUUGUCACCGAAGGUCACAAACCAAAACCAGGUGAGAAACGACUUUUCGAAAGGGGCUGUAGUGCAUCAGCUGCAUCCAUGCAACAAUAUAACAACGCAGCGCUGCUUCUGACGCUCAGUGCUGAGGAAAUGUAUGCAGCGCAAAGAAACAUGUUGCUGUUGCAUGUGUGCAUCAGUGCCGGUGUUCUGCUGUGGCUCCCUCGGUGUACCACAGGUGUUUGCACCGAAGGGACACCCAAACAGUGUCAGGAAGCAGAUAUCGCCCCGGGAACCAAUCUGGCAGGCGAAGGCUUUGAUAUAACCACCAUGAAGCGCAAAGGAGCCUUCGUGCUCAACAUGGAUGCAUGGCGACGCAAGAAUAAAAAAUGCACCCUGUGCGUCAACCCCUUCAUGGAGAACAAGAAGCAGAAGCUGCCUCUGUCCGUGCUGGACUGGAGGGCCAAGCAGUCCUGCAACUCCAAGGUGUCGUCCAAGCUGCACAAAUCCAGCGAGUCUCUGGUCAGCUCCACUUCUUCUUCCGUUGAGAACAACUGGAAAGUGGGCUUGGAGUUUCAAACAUUAAAAACGGGCGGGUCGUUGAUGCUGGCUGGAACCAACUCCAAAGUAGCCGAUUACUCCAUGGAGAAAACAAAGAACGACAAAUUCAGCUUCUCCAGCCUCGGCAUGUCCUGCGAGUACUACAGCUACCGAGUGUCGAACUCGCCCAGGCUGCACAGGGAAUUCAGAAAAGCGGUGAAACAGCUUCCUCCGGUGUACAGCUCCAACAGCAAGGCGGAGUUUUAUAAACUCAUCGACAACUUCGGCACCCAUUACAUCAGCAAGGUGAAGUUGGGUGGAGAUGUUCAGUCUGUCACCAGCAUUCGUCAAUGUCAGGCCAGCCUGCAGGGCUUCAGUGCAGAGGAGGUGCAGAUGUGCCUGGAGGUGGAGGCGUCUGCAAGCUUCAGGGUCACAGUAAAAACUGAAUCAAAACACUGCAAGAAGGACGUAGAGAAAUCAGAGAGCAAGACAGCGUUCUCAAGCCUCUUCAGUGACAGGUUUACAGAAAUCAAAGGGGGCCAUACUACAGAGCCAGACCUCCUCUUCUCCGCUGAUAAAGACCCACCGGCCUACAAGGAAUGGCUCAAGUCGAUUCCACAGAGCCCUGAUAUAAUCUCGUAUUCUCUGGGCGCUCUGCAUGAACUCCUGCCUCCUAAAUCAGCAACAUGGUCCAACCUGCGCUCAGCCAUCUCCCAUUACAUCCUGGAGAAAGGUCUGCUGGUCAACUGCACCGAGCGUUGUAGAAAAGAUUCGAAGGAUCAGUGCGUCUGCCAGUGCCAAAAUGAUCCGGCGGUGAACCAGGACUGCUGCCCGGUGAAGAAAGGCAUGGCCCACCUGAAAGUAACCGUACAGAGGGCUACAGGUCUGUAUGGAGACUACUUCACAUCCACAGACGGCUUUGUGAAAGUCUUUUACAAUAAAAAAGAACACCGCACACAAGUCAUCAACAAUGACAACAACCCAAACUGGAAAAGGGUGUUUGAUCUGGGUUCGCAAGAUCUGUCUAUAGCAAAAACAGUGAAAUUUGAAGUCUGGGACCAGGAUAACGGCUGGGACGACGACCUCUUGGGAUCUUGCGAGAAGCUUCUGCAAAACGGCACCAAGGAGGACGUCUGCAACAUGAACCAUGGCCGGCUGUACUUCAAACUGGAAGUGAAAUGUGCUCCGAGUCUGACCGGCCCUUCAUGCUCAGAGUACAAACCUACACCGAUGAAUCAGAGCCUGAAGAAGCUUUACGUGUCGCGUCACGCCCAGCCUAUCCCCAAAGCCAUGCUGCUGGAGAUGGGAGUGUUUCUGAACGAGUCCGUGUCUGCAAAGCUAACCUUUAGGAAAAACCAGAAUAUUACUGCUAAAAGGCAAACAUAUUAUCUUAAAUAAGGCAAAUGUUUAACACUGCAAAAACACAAAAUUAUACCAACUACUUCUGAACAAGUUUCUAGUGAAAAUAUCUUCAUACAUUUGAAAUAACAAAUCUAACUUACAAGUAACUUUUCUGCAAGAUAUUGGAGAUUGUUUUAAGUCAGUAAUUCCUGAAAUGUGACCUAUUAUUCUUCCUUGAACAGAUUAGGAUAGGCUAUGGACUACACAAAAUAUGUUCAUUAAAAUUUUUUUUGCACAAAAUCAUUCUUAGAUUUGAGUCUGUUCAGUUCAGAAUGAGCCGUUUCAUGGCCGUUUCAUGGCCUCUUGUCACUUGAAAUCCAAGCUUCUGCUGGCCACUCCUCCAAACUCAGCAUUUACACUCACACAUGAAAAUGGCUGCAAACAGAUGUGCAACCAUAUAUUUUUGAAAAGCAGAAGUGGGGCCUCCAGCACAACCAACAGGAAUGCAUCAAGUUGUUUCUGCAUGGUAAGUCAACAUCAAAACACUUACCUUUUCCAACAGCCAUUGUACAGCACAUACAGUAGUAAAAUCAGCUGCCUAACCAUGGUGGAGCUCCACUCAGGUUGCUAGGUAACUGGUGGAAUUCUGCUGGGGUUGCUAGGUAACGGGCCUGGGCUUCUGAUUUAUGACAUUACUUUCCGGAGAUGUUUGAAAAGCCUCAAUUUCAAGACACAAAAAACAUUAAUUCAUUGU
Molecule: messenger RNA, 4229 nt
Organism: Poecilia latipinna (sailfin molly)
Lineage: Eukaryota; Metazoa; Chordata; Actinopteri; Cyprinodontiformes; Poeciliidae
Product: perforin-1-like
Exons: 5
Coding region: 1601-3532 (643 amino acids)
Biological process (GO): defense response to virus; immunological synapse formation; T cell mediated cytotoxicity
Cellular component (GO): membrane
Molecular function (GO): calcium ion binding; pore-forming activity; wide pore channel activity
Source: RefSeq, a predicted model, not a curated record